AUAUCGAGUGGCCAUGACUGGUGCCUGGACACCGACUUUCGCGCCACAGAAUUAGCAGAAACUGCGGCGUUGGAAGUGAACAGAAAUGGCUAGAGAUAACUGUCUGAGGUUCAUUUCCAAGAUUUCAAGCAACAAAGGAAAGCGAGUGAACUCUUGCAGGGUUUCAGGUACGAAAACGUGGAAAUUGAAGAGUCAGUAUUGACCGAAUGGCGCGUCCUGUGCUCCGGGGACUAUGUGAGAUCGAAUAUUCGAAGCAGAAUCAGAAAUCCGGCACUUUGAUGAAUUCCAGGCGCGGACCCAGCAUAUCCACCGCCUCUGACUCCUAACACUAUCUUUAAAUUCAUCUGAACUAAUUGGCCAUAAGGCAAGUUGUGUGCUGCAUCGGAGAGACAGUGAUAAUGAGUCGUCCGUUCCUCAGGAGAAUGCUGGAAGGUGCAUGAAGGGAAGGUGAAUGCACAACGUUCAAAAUGUCGCAAAUUUUCACAUCCUCACAUUUUACUAUGUGCUGAGCCUUGGCCAGGCUGAGCUGCCUGAGUACAGUUUGGUGGCGAUGCUAGAUGACCACCACAUAGUCUAUUUCGACAGCACCCUGGAGUGGUGUGUACCCAGACAGCAAUGGAUGGCACAGUCCUUCCCAAAGGAUCACUGGACUAUGAUGACUAUCACCAUGGCAGGAUUACAUGGUCUCGUCAAAGGGAACAUUGAGAUAUUUUACCAACAACACCGCGGAGGUUCUGGCCUGUUCUUCGUCCAGGGAAUGUGUGGCUGUGAAUUGCACAGUGAUAAUUCCACCGAUGGGUUUAUAAAGCUGGGGUACAAUGGGCAAGAUGCAUUUGUUUUCGAUAAGGAUGCAAUGAGUUGGAUCGCAUUCAAUCCAGAGUUCCAGGCGUUAGCAGACCGGUUGAAUCUCCACACCUUCAUGAAUAAAUACUUCAAGACUCUGUUGGAAAAGGACUGUGUGAAAUGGCUGCAGAUAUACCUUGAAUUUGGACGGGCAGCACUGCAGAGGAGAGUCAUCCCUGAGGUGUUCAUUAGCAGCAGGACUGACGGUGAGCGAGUGCUGAAACUCUCCUGCCUUGUGACAGGCUUUUAUCCUGGGGCUAUCGAGGUGACGUGGCUAAGGAAUGAAGUGGUGGUCCUUGAAGUUGAAUCCAGUGACGUGCUUCCCCACCAGGAUGAAACAUAUCGGGUGACAAAGACAAUGGAGGUCAGUCGAGAUGGUGGGGAGAGGUACUCCUGCCAUGUUGAGCAUGCCAGCCUCAUGCGGGAGCUCAAUGUACCCUGGGAGCGUAUGUCAGAUGGAGGCAUUAAAUUGGAAACGAUGAUUCGAGCAACAGCUAUCUCGCUCACUCUUCUUGUGAUCAUCAUUGGAAUUGGUUUCUGGAGGAAGAGAUGGGGUGAUCAGCCUGACAGUGACAAGCAGGUGCACUCAGAGCACUAGAGACUAUCAGAGAGCAGAAGAGCCAAACGGAUAACAGCAAACACCAGCAGAGACUGGCAGAGACCAGCAGAGGAUAUCAGAUAUGAUCAGAGACCAGCAGCUGGCCAGAAUUCACUUCCCACAUUUCCUUGAACCUCUGGGCCCAUGACUGGCAUUGAUGCCAACAUGGGCAUGUUUGGUGUCACAGAAUGGAAGGAGCUCGGAUCCUCCUGAUAGAAUAAUUCCAGCUUCUCAUAAUGAUCUAUAGGGAGGCUGGUCCUCCCCCUGGUCUAGAGCUGGGUUCAGUUCCAGUUACUAAAUUUAAAGAUUAACGGUAGCAGUGGAAUUUUGCAUAAAAAGGAACAGAAUAAAUAAGGUCCAUGGAGUCUGCUCUUUCAUUGAAUAUGAUCACGGCUGAACUUUGAGAUCAAUGUAUCUUACCCACCUUGUUUCCGUAUCCCUGUUUCCUCUAGUGCCCCAUUGACAUCCAUCUUGACUCCACAGAUCAAUUGUGUAAUUUUGUGAGAAAGAAUUUGAAAGAUUACCAACUCACUGUGGAGGAAUCUAUCCUCAUCCCAUUCUGAAAGAAUUGCUGCCUUAGUUUAAGUUUGUGACAGACAGCUCUGGACAACCAAACAGUCAUCUCCUCAGAGCUCCUUGGACUCUACCCCGUCCAACAUUCUAUGCUUCACUGAGGUCACCUCUAUUUUUCCAAACUUGAGAGUAUCAGCCUAUUCUACUUACAUUUGCCUUGCAGAAGAACCAUGUCAUCCAAUGAAUAUUUGAACCAUUAUUAGGUUCUAAUGUAUAUAUGUCCUUCCUUAGGUAAAGAGGCCAACACUGUACACAAUAGUCCAGGUUUGAUCUCAUCGUAGCUCUACAAAAUCACAGUUGGAUAUCUUCAUUCUUAUACUCAACUCACUUUUAAACCCUCUCACCCUCCUAAAUGGUUUUUAUGCUCUGUGUGUUCAUUUUCUGUGAUUUUGUUGACUUAAAAUGAUUAGGUUUAUUAUUGUCACAUGAACCUCACCAGAGUGAGAAGUUUUGCGUGCAAACAAAAGUUGGCCUCUU
Molecule: messenger RNA, 2491 nt
Organism: Chiloscyllium plagiosum (whitespotted bambooshark)
Lineage: Eukaryota; Metazoa; Chordata; Chondrichthyes; Orectolobiformes; Hemiscylliidae
Product: major histocompatibility complex class I-related protein 1-like
Biological process (GO): immune response
Cellular component (GO): external side of plasma membrane
Source: RefSeq, a predicted model, not a curated record